AUGAAUAUUUUGUAUUUAUUUUCUCUGAAUUUCUGUACAAAUCAAUUUCCGGUAAAUUACGAACCACUUACUUACGAUGGCUUAAGAAAUAUUUUGUCAGGAUUUACUAAUCAUUUUCUCCAGCAUGUCGCCGAUAGCGAAGAAAGAACUUUAAAGUAUAUUAAUAAGACAUUGGAAUCUAAAUUUAAAGAUGAAAUGGAAUUACAUACAAAAUUAUUGGAUACAAUGUGUAAGUUUAAGAAAAAAGAACAGGAAAGAGGAAAAAAUGAUUCUAUGGCACUACUGAUACCAUUGUUAAAAGCAAUGAAAAUAGAAAACACCGAUAAUGUACUACUAAGCUUAUUAACUAGUAAAGGUGCCGAUAAUAAAAUGCUACCCUUUCUAAUUCAUUUAAUGUCAUCAGGCGGGACAACGACUCGAAGUCAACAGCAACCAAACCAGAAUAUACUUUUAACUACCUUGUUAAGCCGAUUAGAUGAGGAUGGAGAUAAUGACAAAACACUUUUAAAUUAUUUGUUAUACCAGACACUAUCAGAAAAGCAAGAUCAAACAUGUCCUGUGACAAAUCAAAAUCCUAAUUUAUAUGGACCCUCAACAAGUAGUGCCCCUUUUAUUCCACCUACGAUUUAUGGCCCAUCACUAAAUGUAAAUCCUCCGCCUACAGUUACCUACGGCCCAUCACCUGCUGUUAAUCGUGAUCAAUGCUUUCCCAAUGUAGCAACAUCUUGUCCGCCGUUUCAAGAAUCAUGUCCUUUAAAUCAGGGCAUAGAAACACGGGAAUAUGGUAAAAACUAUGGCCGUAGACCUUGA
Vairimorpha ceranae is the source of this 810-nucleotide messenger RNA. RefSeq lists its product as hypothetical. The record is from RefSeq and is a predicted model, not a curated record. Bases 1 to 810 code for a protein of 269 amino acids. The transcript has a single exon. Lineage: Eukaryota; Fungi; Microsporidia; Nosematidae.